This is a messenger RNA of Suillus subaureus, 458 nucleotides long. RefSeq lists its product as uncharacterized. The record is from RefSeq and is a predicted model, not a curated record. NCBI's taxonomy places the organism in Eukaryota, Fungi, Basidiomycota, Agaricomycetes, Boletales, Suillaceae. The transcript has 6 exons. The annotation marks the transcript as partial.
UUUAUUCUUGAUGCAGUAUUCUUCGUCUUGACGAUGCGAAGUCUCUGGAUACACUCUAUGGAAUUUCAGCAACUCUACCCGUCUAGUCUCCUCCAUGUACUCUUUCGAGACGGUGAGUUUGCUUUUUGGAGGGCUCCGUCUGCUAGUGUGUUCUGUAAUGCAUUGACCGUUGCCUCUUGGAUUGCAUUCUGGGAUAAUCCAAAAUAUUUCCUUGCUAAAGGGUUUGCGACUCCGCUACUUUCAGUAGCUGGUCAGCGCCUAGUCCUGAACAUUCGAGGUCUUAAAACGCGUACCUACACAACUGGCGAUCUCAGCCGUGAAGUGGACCGGCAACUUCAAGCGUUUGCUGAAAUGGAUUCUCCAGGCCUGGAUGAUGUGGAAGAGUUGGAAGAUGUGCUAGAGUAGGGUGUUGUUCUGUGCCAAAAUAUUUGGAAAUCGAUCGAACAUGACCGACCUUU